CACAUACACAAAGAGCGCACGAAAUACGCACACGGAGAAUUUACGGGCUUAGCUGUGAAACUGUGCAAAAGUUGCAAAACACUGUGUAGCAGUUGCAAAAACAAAACAAACGGAACCAACCAACCAACUGCAUCACGAUCAAUGGCCACUGCAAGCCAGCCAGCCCCGAGACGGAUGGUCCCAGCACAGGCACGAACGGCAGCAGUAGCAGCAAUCCCCCCGAUGUUGUAGAAGAAAUCGUUAGCAGCAGCAGCAGCAGGGAAUAAGAAACACACAUACACACGCGGAGAAAACGGGCAGGCGAAGAAGCAAACAAGAAGCAGUGCACAAAAAUAAUGAUUGCCGAAGGAACGGCGAGCGCAACAGGGCCCCCGACGAAACCGUGGUAAACAAGAGGGCGACCGACCGAAUUACAAGUGAAAAGAGGGGGAGGGUUGCCGCGUGUGCGUGUGUGUGUGUGUCUCUCUCUCUCUCUGUGCGAGUUCGAAGGGAGGUGCUGCAGCAGCCGCCCGUGCAGUCGGCGCAGCGUCUUUCGCGGGUACGGAUUUUAUCCGACGAUGAAUGCAGCAGCAAAACGCCACAUAAAGGAGGAAACCAGCAAUGAACACCAUGCUGGUGAAGGUUGCGACAGUGAGGACGGCGCAGGAAGGGACAUUGGACAGGGGAAUGAUGGAGAAGCGGCCGAAGAUGACAGAGAAUGCCAGCAGCAGCAGCAGCAGCAGCGCAACACGCGAACGAUCUACAGUCUCAAUAUGAACGUGUGCCGGUUGUGUCUGUCGGAAGGGCACGGGCACCUGCAGCCCGUUUACUACGCGCAGGACUCGCCGGACGAGAUACUGCUGCAAAAGAUACUGGAGCUGACCACGGUGGAGAUCACCUACGCGAUCGAUUUUCCCACCAGCGUGUGCUUGGAGUGUCUGGCCAAGCUGGACGAGUUUACCCACUUCCGGCGGCAGUGCAUCGAGAACAAUGAAAUGCUGAAGCUGAAAUACUACGAGCUGAAGGCGGAAGCGGAAGCGGAGGACGCACAGUACUGCUCGAAGCAGGAGCUGAAGGACGAGGAGGCGCUGCAGCUGGCGGACGUGAAGCAGGAGGAAGAGUUCAUCCAGCUCGAACGAUCGGCCGUCAUUGCGGAGGACGAGCAGAACGGUGCCCUGGCCGACGAGCAGGUGACGUACGUGGAGGAGGAGGAGCCGGCCGGCAAUGAGAUUAUCAUCGGCGAUGGGGGGCAGGACGAGUACGGCGCGGAAGAGCAGCCAGUGGCCGGCACGAAAAUACAGUACGUCUCGGAGGACGGCACCAUGACGGAGUACAUCACGGCCGGUGCGAUCGUGCGCCGGGAAGCUGGCAGUCCCGAGCUGGAGGAACCGGCCGGCGGUGUUGGUGAAGCGCCGCAGGAGAUUUACUACACCGUUGGCACGGACACGUACGCCAUUCCGGCGGUGGGCGGUACGGAAGCGACCGGCGGUGGUGGCUACGUGCCACAGGUGUACGCCGACCAAACCGAGAUCGAGUGUACCACGAUCGAGGACCAUCUGCCGGAGGAGUACGUGGAGGAGGUGCCGGCCGUCACGAUGACGGCCCCAAACAUGGCCCCGAAUAGUGGCACCCAUCCGGUGCUGGCUGCGUCCCGCGGCCGGCACGAUCGCCCCUUCGUGUGCAAACACUGCAAAACGAGCUUCAAGUAUGAGCAUAACUACGACCGGCACAUGAAAAACCACGCCAAGGUGCUGUACCGCUGUGGUAAGUGUUCGAAAACGUUCGUGAAGCUGCGCAAGUGCCAGCAGCACUUCUUGAAGGCGCACUCCUCCCAGCGGUACGAGUGUGACAUCUGCUACCGGACGUACAGCUUGCCGACGCGGCUGGAAAACCACGUGAUCGAGAUGCACUCGGUGAACGGUAUGUAUCGGUGCGACCGGUGCCAGGGCGAGCUGUUCACCACCUACCUGGACUUUAAGGCGCACCGGUUGCGCUACCACCCGCGCACCGAAGAGUCGUCCGCGGUGGGGACGGCCAGCGCCGACGCGACGCCCGCCAUCAUCAAGCAGACGUCGUUCUUCGAUGCGGUGCACAUGGAGCACGUGCUCACGUCGAACAAUUCCUGCACAUCGCCGGGCGGCGGCAGUCCCACGCCCAGCUCCGAGGAGGAUCAGCAACAGCAGCAGCAGCAACCCGCGAAGGAACUGCCGCCCGCCCGGGGCAAGCGUCCAUCCACGGGGAGUGGUCCCGCAACGCCCCGCACCCGAACGCGCACCAAUGGCCAUAACAAUCGCGCAGCGAAGGCGCAAAAACCGCACGCGACCAUUACGACGACUCCGCAGUCAUCUGCACAGCACGAGGUCAUCCUAAUAGAUGACGAUGAACAGCAACAUCAGCAGCAGCAACAGCACCAACUAGAAGAUUCGCCACUCCCGAACGGCGGCGCCAGCACACCGACGGUGCACCGGGAGUUGCUGCAGCAGAUCGAGGAGAGUGAGGCGAACUCGCUCGGUCCCAAAAUGUACACCUGCGACAGCUGCCCGAAGCAGUUCGUCCAUCUGAACAACCUGAAAGCGCACAUCUACGCCGAGCACGACAAUGACAAACCGUUCAAGUGCAAGGUCUGCCCGAUUUCGUUCAAAACGAAGGAAAUUCUCGUGAUGCAUAUGCUACUCCACACACAGAACAACGGUACAACUUAAAACGCUCCCCAAACCACGCCAUUGUGACCUAUUAUUAUGUGCCAAAAUCCUUGUCCUCUCCCUGCUGGUGGUGGCAUCUCGUGUGUGAACUAAAUGUGAUUCACCCGAUUCAUCCAUAUUGGAGUGAGGGAGCAUGCAAAGGAUACAAGAUUUCAAUUUCCGUUACAUCCCUUUCGGAAAUCCGUAUUUGUGAGUUUGUGUGUAUGUGUGUGUGUGACUGUGUGUGUGAGUGUAUGUGUGUUUUUACGUAAUAUCCUACCAUACCAUUGUAA
Messenger RNA from Anopheles merus, 2953 nucleotides. Its product is annotated as zinc finger protein 57-like. The coding region runs from base 558 to 2681 and encodes 707 amino acids. The transcript is spliced from 4 exons. Gene Ontology annotation, biological process: regulation of transcription by RNA polymerase II. NCBI's taxonomy places the organism in Eukaryota, Metazoa, Arthropoda, Insecta, Diptera, Culicidae. Gene Ontology annotation, cellular component: nucleus. The record is from RefSeq and is a predicted model, not a curated record. Gene Ontology annotation, molecular function: RNA polymerase II cis-regulatory region sequence-specific DNA binding; DNA-binding transcription factor activity, RNA polymerase II-specific; zinc ion binding.